UGUUCAAAACCAUGGUUACGUCUAUAUUCUAUGGCUCAAUUUCUGUCCCCUUAUAUCUCUUCCUCUCUAUUUCUCUUAUUUUAGGCCCCAAACAGGCUCUUGGUUUCCCAAUUUCGUACUUGGUCCCUGAGAAACUCUACAACUCCAUCUUUUUGCACAAGGAUGACUCUGCUUGCCCAGCAAAAGGCUUCUACACUUACUCAUCCUUCAUUAAUGCCGCUCGAUCUUUUCCAGAUUUUGGCAAAGAUGGCACCAUCUCCACUCGUAAGAAGGAAGUUGCUGCUUUUCUUGCUCAAAUCUCUCAUGAAACUACAGGAGGGUGGGCAACUGCACCUGAUGGACCAUAUGCAUGGGGUCUAUGCUUCAAAGAGGAGGUGAGCGCACAAAGUAACUAUUGUGACUCCACCAACAAGGAAUGGCCUUGCUCGCCUGGGAAGUCCUAUAAGGGAAGGGGACCCAUCCAAAUCUCAUGGAACUACAACUAUGGUCCAGCAGGCAAAGCUAUUGGCUUUGAUGGUUUGACAAACCCGGAAGUGGUCGCCAAUAACUCGGAUAUCGCUUUCAAAACCGCUCUCUGGUUUUGGAUGACUCCUCAAGAGCCAAAGCCUUCAUGCCAUGCAGUUAUGGUAGGCAAAUACAAGCCCACACCAGCAGAUUUGGCGGCAAACCGAACAAGUGGUUUUGGGUUGGUGACCAAUAUAAUAAACGGUGGUUUGGAGUGUGGCAAAGGAGAUGACAACCGAGUCAAUGAUAGAAUCGGUUACUUCAAGAGAUAUGCUGAGAUAUUCAAUGUCACCACUGGGCCUAAUUUAGAUUGCUCUAACCAAAAGUCAUUUUAAUGUGUAUUAAUUUAUAUUUUUGUGUCAUUUUUUUUCUUUUUGGGUUAUUUGUUAUUUGGGUAGGUGUUUUGGAGAAAAAAGUAAAGCAAAUACCUUCUUUUUUUAAAAAAAAAAAAAGAAAAAAAAAAGUCAUGGGUGUCCUGAGUUCGUACUGUUGGGAUUUUUGUUGUUCCUGUUGUUUUUGUAUUGGUGUGUGAGAAAGAGAGAUCGAUCGAUCCUUGUUUGAGGUGUACGCUUUAUAUAAAGGAAAAGUUUUCUUA
Amborella trichopoda is the source of this 1099-nucleotide messenger RNA. Its product is annotated as Chitinase family protein. NCBI's taxonomy places the organism in Eukaryota, Viridiplantae, Streptophyta, Magnoliopsida, Amborellales, Amborellaceae. Gene Ontology annotation, molecular function: chitinase activity. Gene Ontology annotation, biological process: cell wall macromolecule catabolic process; carbohydrate metabolic process; chitin catabolic process. The record is from RefSeq and is a predicted model, not a curated record.